UCCAAAAAAAUAUCAAACUAACUCUAGAAAUUUCAUGCAUUUAAUCGAUUAUCAAAAUUAUUAAAUAGGUUUGGUGAACAAAAUUGAAAUUUUCUGCUUUAUCUGUGUGUUGAUCUAUGUUUUAUGCGUGUGUACGUGUGUCUGUCAACAGUUUUAUGCGUGUGUCUGUGUGCUGUUUUGCAGUUUUAUCGUCAAAUGUACAAGUAAACUAUGACUCGCGAUACAGCCAAUAGGGAUCCAGCUUGCAAUCUUAUUCUCAGAUUGUAUUAUUAUUUUGAUAUAAAACCCUCACCUUUUGUCAGAUGUUAUUAUCCUGGUUUGCCUUCACUGUUUUGCAGACACAAAUCUUGAAACUUUGAGAUUUGUGGGUGUCAUGGAUUUCAGGUCUGAAACUCCAUUUUUAAUCCAAAUGUAGAAUGGUUAGAAUUAGUGGCUCGUUUCUUCUUUCCUUGUACUCAAUGCCUGGUCUUAUUGUAUCAAGGUCAACCAAAUUUGGCAGCUUCACUGCCAAACAGUUGGAGGUGGAAGUGAAUUUUCAAGGUAGGAGGCCUAAGAGGGUGACUGAUCCUUUGAAUGAAGUGGUGAGAGCAAGACUGUGUGGGACUGGGAAUCAUCAAGAAACCCAAAACUCAAAAGAUGACUGUGUGAGUACUAGUAGUGGAAGUGAGCAUGAAGGGGAGUCUGUAAUUUCCUUGACUGAUAUGGUAUGUGGUUUCAUGGAAGAUGAGCAAGAAGCCUGCCUGGAUGUAGAUGAGGAGUCAGUCUCUGAGAGUGACUCUGAGGAUCCCAAUUCAGCUCUGCUAUUAGAGGUGUUACUGAGACUGACUGAAAAUCUUUCUCCUCUGCUCUUCUUUUCUUCAGGAGGCCUGGUCUCUUGUAGAAAUGCUGUUGAUUUGUGUCUGCUGAGAUAUGUAACCCAGGCUGUUGAGAUGGCAAAGAGAGACGUAAGAUUUGGUUAUGGGAAUGAGAAUGAGAAUAAGAGCCAUCUGCUGCGGAGUCUGAUGAAUCAGUUAAAAAUGAUGGGGUACAAUGCAGGAGUUUGCAAGUCACGACCGCAACACAGCAAAGACUUUCAUGCAGGAUAUUAUGAAUACAUUGAUGUGAUCAUGGAAAGAAGAAAGGUGAAGAAAGAGGAAAGAAUUUUUGUGGACAUAGAUUUCAGGGCACAAUUUGAAGUGGCCAGACCAACCAUGGAAUACAGUGGCUUACUGCAACUCCUUCCAGAGAUUUUUGUUGGAAAAACUGAGAGACUCCACCAGAUCAUCAGCAUCAUGUGCAAAGCUGCCAAGAGAUCACUCAAGAAGAAUACAAUGCACAUUCCUCCUUGGAGAAAAUACCACUACAUGAGAUCCAAAUGGCUUGGAUCCUAUAGAAGGAUCACCACCACCACCACCACCCUUGUUUCCACCACCACCCCUGUUUUCAGUACCACCAUUGAUAUGCCAGAUGAAUGGCAGCUUCCCACUGACAAUGCCACACUCAAACCUGCUAAAAAUGGCAAGGUUUCAGGGCUGGCAAGGGCCUUCACACAGCCUGCUCUUGCCCAGUAAGGAUCUGUAACAUAUUGUGUAUUGCACUGAUUUAACUGUUUCCUCCUGACAAAAGGCUUUCUUCUGGAAGGCUGCCAGCUUAAGUCAAAUUUUAAAAAAUUCAACAACUGUAAAGUUUGAUCCAGAAUAUAACUAAAUAGAAAACUUCAUUCUCAAAAGUGAAAA
Molecule: messenger RNA, 1715 nt
Organism: Cryptomeria japonica (Japanese cedar)
Lineage: Eukaryota; Viridiplantae; Streptophyta; Pinopsida; Cupressales; Cupressaceae
Exons: 3
Coding region: 417-1550 (377 amino acids)
Source: RefSeq, a predicted model, not a curated record